Molecule: messenger RNA, 1610 nt
Organism: Coffea arabica (coffee)
Lineage: Eukaryota; Viridiplantae; Streptophyta; Magnoliopsida; Gentianales; Rubiaceae
Product: protein WHAT'S THIS FACTOR 9, mitochondrial-like
Molecular function (GO): RNA binding
Source: RefSeq, a predicted model, not a curated record
UGGUGCAAUUGUACGUAUUCCAUUGCAAAAACUAUAAUGCCCAAAUUUUGAAGGCGCCCACUUCUCUGAGCAGUUAAACUCACGCUUACGGCUGUGCUUCUAAACCUUGAAAAGUCUAAAAUCCCGAGAGUCAUAAAAGUGUAUGUUAUCAGCUCCAUAUGUGCUAAAGUCCAGCAUUUUUUAGGGUAACAAGAAUCACGCCUUCGAGGUGUUUGCGAAAAUGUUCAAGAGAACCGCGUUUAUCUAUUGUCAAAGGCGUACACUGGUAAAUGUGAAGCUGAAAUGGGUAAAAGACCGUGUCUUGGACAAGGCAGUAGCUGGAGGGAGAGAGCUCAAAGCUGCGUGUGUGCUCAUCUCCCUCAUUGCCUCGGACCCAGAUGGUUGUAUUCCCAUUUACCGCCUGUCGCGUAAUCGGGGACAACUUGGCCUCCCAGAUGGCCUAAAAGUGUCAACUUUUAUGAGAAGAUACCCGAACGUGUUUGAGGAGUUGCAUGUUCCUGAUAGUGGAGGGACUCGAGUGCCUUGGUUCAAGUUAUCAGCUGAAGCCUUAGAUGUUUACCAAGAUGAGGUGGUCACGUUUCAGAAAUGUGAGGUGGAUAUUCUUGAUCGGUUUAAGAAAUUCAUGAUGUUGUGUAGAAAAAGAACGCUUCCGCUGCAGACGAUUGAUCAGCUGAAAUGGGAUCUGGGCUUGCCGUUUGAUUAUGAGAAAUCAUGGAUUAGGAAGCAUUCAGAAGUUUUCAAAAUGGUUCAGCUAGAUGAUGGGCGUGAGGCCCUGAAGCUCGAAAAGUGGGAUCAGAGCUUAGCGUCGUCCCACUUGGAAAGGAAUUCAGGUUCUUCUGUGGCAAACAAUAGGGUGUUGGCGUUUCCAAUUGGAUUCACGAGGGGUUUUGGUUUAAACAGGAAAUGUAUGAAAUGGUUGGAAGAGUGGCAGAAGCUGCCAUAUACUUCUCCGUAUGUUGAUGCCUCCCAUUUGGAUCCUCGUACAGAUGUAUCUGAGAAGAGGAUUGUCGGAGUGUUCCAUGAGCUUCUGCACCUAACCCUGCAGAAGAAAACUGAGAGAAGGAAUGUUAGUAAUUUGCGAAAGCCGCUGGGAUUGCCUCAGAAGUUUACCAAGGUGUUUGAGCGGCAUCCAGGGAUAUUCUACAUUUCAAGAAAGGGUGAUACACAGACUGUUGUUCUUAGGGAGUCUUGCGAUCGCGAUAAGCUAAUUGAGAAACAUCCUCUUGUUGAUACAAGGGGUAGAUAUCUUAGCAUGUUGAAGGAAGGAUUUUUGGAGCGGAGCAGGGGAUCAUACAAGAAAGAUAAGAUGGAUGAUGAAUUGAUGAGCUCUUUGGAUUGUCAAAAGAAUUUAGUCAGAUUUCAAUCAGAAGAAGAAUCAGACUGUAGUUUCCUUUCAGAAUAUGAAUCAGAUGAAACUACUUGAUGAGGAUUUAAAACUUGUCAAGGCAGUUAGCAUCAGUGCACGAUUGGACUCUUGUGAUGUAUGAUUUGUACCAAGAGGACUGGUCGUCUCUGUCAAGAUAGCAAUAGGCCGUAAAAUAGAAAAAUCUUGAGUAACAAUAGAAUACACGAGAAGUAAAUACAAAUUGAACCAAAACCUGAAACAUUGG